This is a messenger RNA of Eimeria acervulina, 972 nucleotides long. RefSeq lists its product as hypothetical. Gene Ontology annotation, biological process: regulation of transcription by RNA polymerase II. The transcript has 4 exons. NCBI's taxonomy places the organism in Eukaryota, Apicomplexa, Conoidasida, Eucoccidiorida, Eimeriidae. The record is from RefSeq and is a predicted model, not a curated record. Gene Ontology annotation, molecular function: transcription cis-regulatory region binding. Gene Ontology annotation, cellular component: nucleus. The coding region runs from base 1 to 972 and encodes 323 amino acids.
AUGACAGAAGAAGACGCCUCAGAGGGCGGAGACUCUCUUCCUAUUGUUGCUGAGGGCCCCCCCCAACGCACUUGUACAUUUCUUUGCAAGAGCGAAGAAGAAAAAGAAAAAGAAGAAAAAGAUUGCAGCAGCAGCGACAGCAGCAGCAGCAACAUCAGUAACACCAGCAGCAGCAGCAGCAGCAACGGCUUCAAUGAAAGCAGCAGCAGCGGCAGAAGCAACAGCAGUAUCAACAACAGCAGAAUAAGCAGCAACAGCAGUAACAGCAGCAGCAGCAGCAGCAGCAACGGCAGCAGCAACAACAGCAGCAGCAGCAGCAGGAAUAAUGGCAUAACCUUUAGCAGCGAAUUUUCGUGGAAGUCCGCCGAAUAUUUUCUUCGUGCAAUUGAAGGGGGGGCUGAGGUGUACGUACAGCCAGAAGCUCGUAUCUAUAGACAAAAACAAACAGAAGAGCAGCAGCAGCAGCAGCAGCAGAAGCAGCAGCAGAAGCAGAAGAAGCAGCAGCAGCAAAAAAAGCUCAAGCUAACAAAUGCUGCAGCAGCAAAUGCAGCAACAGGAGUAGCAACAGAAGCAGCAGAAGAGGAAAUAGAAGAAGAAGAACAACAGGAAGAGGGUAGUGCAUUCUUUGAAGAAACAGCAGCAGCAGCAGACGCAGCAGCAGACGCAGUAGCAGCAGCAGGAGCAGCAGACGCAGGAGCAGACGCAGCAGCAGCAGCAGCAGCAGCAGGAGCAGCAGCAGGAGUUUCUUUAAGAAAUAUAAAUAAAUUAUUUAUGCAAGUCAACUGGAUGUGCUGCCACCCCGAACAAAUUCUGCAGAACGGCGAUCUCAUUAUACACAACAGCCUCGUCUUAGAGUUAGCGGCGCCCUCAAGUGCAGUAUUAAUAUUAAACGAAACAAAAAACUUUGUUGCUGUCUUUAAACCUGCAGGCAUACCGGUCUUUACAGGCGUCAAUCUCUGCUCUGUCGUUUGA